AAUUCUUGCCGAGCGCCGCCCGCGUAGCGCCAUUUUGAAAGUGUAAAGCUUGGAGGAGGCAGAUGCGAGGGAAAUCUCAAAGUGCAGUGCAAAGUCUGUAGACCAGUACUGAACGCUGUGUGUUAAGUCUUUCAGUGUUGUAAAAAAGUAGCUCUGUGGUUUAAGCAACCGUUGGACUGACGGCAUUUGGAGUUAGCAACAGCCUCAUUCCUCCACUGCUCCUCGGUCAGAACCACCCAACCGACCCGGGUCAGCAGCACUGCUUCUGUCCAGGGCCUGAACCUGCUACAGAGAGCCCAGUCCCUCACCAUGGCAGGUAAAAGAAAACUGUCAGAACGGCCCGGUGGUGGGAGCAGCGAUGUGCAGUGGUGCUUCUCUCAAGUCAAAGGAGCGAUGGAUGAUGAUGUGGCUGAAGCUGACAUUAUAUCUACUGUUGAAUUCAAUCACACUGGGGAGCUGCUUGCCACUGGGGACAAAGGAGGUCGUGUUGUCAUCUUCCAGCAGGAGCCAGAGAGUAAGAACCAGCCACAGUGCAAAGGAGAGUACAAUGUUUAUAGCACCUUCCAGAGCCACGAGCCCGAGUUCGACUACCUGAAAAGUCUUGAGAUUGAAGAGAAAAUCAACAAGAUUCGAUGGUUACCGCAGAAGAAUGCAGCACAGUUCCUUUUGUCCACAAAUGAUAAAACUAUCAAGCUGUGGAAAAUUAGUGAACGAGACAAGAGACCAGAGGGCUACAAUCUGAAGGAAGAAGACGGGCGAUACAGAGAUCCUAAUUCUGUCACAACACUACGGGUACCGGUGUUGAGGCCCAUGGACCUGAUGGUGGAAGCCAGCCCCAGACGAGUGUUUGCAAACGCUCACACGUACCACAUCAACUCCAUAUCUGUCAACAGUGAUCAUGAGACCUAUCUGUCUGCAGACGACCUGCGCAUAAACCUCUGGCAUCUGGAGAUCACCGAUCGCAGCUUUAAUAUUGUUGACAUAAAGCCAGCUAAUAUGGAGGAGCUGACAGAAGUGAUCACGGCUGCAGAGUUUCACCCGGACCAGUGCAACACUUUUGUUUACAGCAGCAGCAAGGGAACCAUCCGCCUGUGUGACAUGAGGGCAUCAGCCCUGUGUGACCAGCAUGCCAAAAUGUUUGAGGAGCCAGAAGAUCCAAACAACCGUUCAUUCUUUUCUGAAAUCAUCUCGUCCAUCUCCGAUGUCAAGUUCAGCCACAGUGGACGCUACAUGAUGACGCGAGACUAUCUGUCCGUCAAAAUUUGGGAUCUGAACAUGGAAACCCGACCAGUAGAGACAUAUCAGGUGCAUGAAUAUCUCAGGAGUAAGUUGUGUUCACUUUAUGAGAACGACUGCAUUUUUGACAAGUUUGAAUGCUGCUGGAAUGGCAAUGACAGCGUUGUGAUGACGGGUUCCUACAACAACUUCUUCAGGAUGUUUGACAGGGACUACCGACAGGACGUGACCUUCGAAGCGUCACGUGAAAACAGCAAGCCGCGGUCGGUCCUGAAGCCUCGCAAAAUAAGCACAGGUGGGAAGCGCAAAAAGGAUGAGAUCAGUGUAGACAGUCUGGACUUUAACAAGAAGAUCCUCCACACUGCCUGGCAUCCGCUGGACAACAUCAUUGCUGUGGCCACCACCAACAAUCUGUACAUAUUCCAAGAUAAACUGAACUAAAGUCCAUUAACCCGCUCAGAUCCCAAUUUCUUCUUUAGCCCUCUUUUGCUCUCAGAUUAAAACAAAAUCCGUUUUAGGCCAAGCCCCUAAAACUUGAUCAAAUCUGUCCUUUUGAUUAUGUGAGAAGACUUGCUUUCUAAAUGGUGCCAUACAUCCAGCCAGGCCAUAAAAAAAGCAUCACAGUGUGCUGUUAGUUUCUUCCACUAGAAGCACUCCAUCCAUUCAGCUUCCAUUUGUAACUCCACUACAUCCCAAACCAAAGGGAAAAUCUUCGUUUUAUCGCUUGUUCGUGCCAUAUUGACAUGAUUCAUUUGUCUGUUAUUCCUACUAGUUAACUUUCUGUUCUUUUUGGUUCAGUCUUUCCGUCACCAACUUCAUUCUUGUGCUGCCCUCAUUCAUCAAUACAAAGCUGUCAAUUCUUUUAUUUGCCCAACAAGUAUCAAGUUGCCAAGUUCUUUCCCUAUGUACUGUAUGAUUACUGUUAAAGGACUAAUUUAGCUUGUCAUUAUGUUAAGCUCAUUGUCUAAAAAAAAACUUUGGAUAAAUGAUAUCAAAUCUAACGGAGUACAAAUAUUUUUUAUUUUUUUUUUAUGUUGACUCAGUUGCUUGUUUACAUUCAUCUCUCUUCUUUAAGAAAAUCUCCUGGGUAUGAUUUUACAUUUCUAUAACGCAUUAUAUUGUGUGUUUUGGCCAUUUGUUUCAAUAUAGGAUUCAUCCUACAAACAACUUCGAUUCAUUCAAGAGCAGUCUGUUGAAGCGGCCUGUCAUUCGAGUUUAAUGUUCACCACACUCUCAUUCAAUCGUACCCAUAUCAGUGACAGAGCCAUGAGAUGUCCUUGAUAUUUUUUAUUCACUCAGGUUAUGGGACAGCACUAGAGGAAUGGGUGUAAAACCAAAAUGUAUGACAGGUUUUCUUACAGAAGUGUGUUUUAUCACUGUAAUUCUGCUGUGGUUGAGUUUGUAGUAAAUGGAAGGAGGUGAAAUGUU
Messenger RNA from Gambusia affinis (western mosquitofish), 2664 nucleotides. It is a transcript of the gene ppp2r2aa, whose product is annotated as protein phosphatase 2, regulatory subunit B, alpha a. The transcript has 10 exons. Bases 310 to 1677 code for a protein of 455 amino acids. Lineage: Eukaryota; Metazoa; Chordata; Actinopteri; Cyprinodontiformes; Poeciliidae. Gene Ontology annotation, cellular component: cytosol; protein phosphatase type 2A complex. The record is from RefSeq and is a predicted model, not a curated record. Gene Ontology annotation, molecular function: protein phosphatase regulator activity; protein binding. Gene Ontology annotation, biological process: peptidyl-serine dephosphorylation.